AUGUGGAGCUAUCAUUGGAAAUGGAAGCCAGGUCCUCUUCUGUUCUUAUUUGCUGUGUGUAUCAUAUGUGUUCCUCACUCAGCAUGGGGAUGUACCAACUGCAGGGUUGACCUAUCCAACCCAUCUGGGACCUUUACUUCUCCGUGCUAUCCUAACGACUACCCCAACAGCCAGGCUUGCAUGUGGACCCUCCGGGCCCCCACUGGCUACAUCAUUCAGAUAACGUUUAAUGACUUCGACAUUGAGGAAGCUCCCAAUUGUAUUUAUGACUCGCUUUCCCUUGAUAAUGGAGAAAGCCAGACUAAAUUUUGUGGAGCAACUGCCAAAGGCCUAUCAUUUAACUCAAGUGCGAAUGAGAUGCAUGUGUCCUUUUCAAGUGACUUUAGCAUCCAGAAGAAAGGUUUCAAUGCCAGCUACACCAGAGUUGCUGUGUCCUUAAGGAAUCAAAAGGUCAUUUUACCCCAGAUGCUAGAUGCUUACCAAGUAUCUGUUGCAAAAAGUGUCUCCAUUCCAGAGCUCAGCGCUUUCUCACUCUGCUUUGAAGCAACCAAAAUUGGCAAUGAAGACAAUGACUGGACAGCUUUCUCCUACUCAGAUGCAUCCUUCACACAAUUGCUCAGUUUUGGAAAGGGCCAGGGUGGUUACUUUCUAACUAUUUCAGGCUCAAAAUGCUUCCUGAAUAGUGUGUUACCUGUCAAGGAAAAUGAAGACAUCUUCACAGACAGCUUUGAGCAGCUCUGCAUUGUUUGGAAUAAUUCUUUGGGCUCUGUUGGUGUGAAUUUCAGAAGAAGCUAUGAAAUGGUUCCAUGUGAUGCCACCAUUAGCAAAGUUAUUCCUGGGAAUGGGAAAUUGUUGUUGGGCUCUGAUCAAAAUGAAAUUUCCUCUCUAAAAGGGGACAUUUAUAACUUUCGACUUUGGAACUUUACCAUGAAUUCUAAAAUCCUCUCCAAUCUCAGCUGUAAUGUGAAAGGGAAUGUGGUUGACUGGCAAAAUGAUUUCUGGAAUAUCCCAACCCUAGCUCUGAAGGCUGAAAACAACCUGAGCUGUGGUUCCUACCUGAUCCCACUCCCAGCAGCAGAACUAGCCAGCUGUGCAGAUCUGGGGACCCUCUGUCAAGCUACUGUAAGCUCUCCUAGUACUACACCACCCACUGUCACCACUAACAUGCCUGUUACUAAUAGAGUCGAUAAACAAAGGAAUGAUGGAAUUGUCUAUAGGAUUUCUAUAGUGAUUCAAAACAUCCUUCAUCAUCCUGAGGUAAAAGUACAGAGCAAGGUGGCAGAAUGGCUCAAUUCAACCUUCCAGAAUUGGAACUACACUGUUUAUGUGGUUAAUAUCAGUGUUCAUCUGAGCACUGGAGAGGACAAGAUUAAAGUCAAGAGAAGCAUUGGGGAUGAUUCAAGGUUGGUGAUUUGGGCUCUUCUAGUUUACAAUGCUACCAACAAUAUCAACUUAGAAGGAACAACCAUUCAGCAGAAGCUCUUAAAAAAUAAUGAAUCCCUGAAUGAGGGCCUGAGAUUAUACACAGUGACUGUGAGGCAACUGAAUACAUGUCCUGCCAAUGAGGAGCCUAGAGGCUAUCUGUGGCCCAACAGCCAACCUUCUGAAUAUAUUCUACCCUGUAAUGGAAAACCUGGUUUUUAUGCUUCACGGAUAUGUCACCGCAAUCUUACCAAUGCAUCUUCAGCCCACUGGGGGGUUCCUGAUGUCUCCAAUUGUUCAAGUAACCUAAAUAAAGUCAAUACGAUUUUAAAUUUAACUAGUGAGGGGCAGAACUUGACCUCAGCCAAUAUCACCAGCAUUGUAGAAUAUGUGAAAAGAAUAGUGAACAAUGAAGACAACAUUGAUAUAACACUUGGCUCCACUUUAAUGACUAUAUUUUCUAAUAUCUUAACCAGUUCAGACAGUGAUUUGCUUGAGUCUUCUUCUGAAGCUUUAAAAACAAUUGAUGAAUUGGCCUUCAAGAUAGACCUAAAUAGCACAUCACGUGUGAAUAUUACAACUCGGAAUUUGGCACUUGGAGUAUCAUCUCUGUCCCCAGGAACAAAUGCAAUUUCAAAUUUCAGCAUUGGUCUUCCAAGCAAUAAUGAAUCAUAUUUCCAGAUGGAUUUUGAUAGUGGCCAGGUGAAUCCAUUGGCUUCUGUAAUCUUGCCUCCAAAUUUACUUGAGAACUUAAGUAAAGAAGAGUCUGCAUUAGUUAAAAGAGCACAGUUUACUUUCUUUAAUAAAACUGGACUUUUCCAGGAUGUAGAAACCCAAAGAGACAACUUAGUGAGUUAUGUGAUGGCAUGCAGUGUUGGAAACCUUACUCUCCAGGAUCUGAAGGAUCCUGUUCGUAUUACUAUCAGACAUACAAGAGUUCAGGCAGUACAUCAUCCCAUCUGUGCCUUCUGGGAUCUGAACAAAAACAAGAGUUUUGGAGGAUGGAACACCUCAGGAUGUAUUGCAUAUAAAGGUGCAGAUGAGAGUGAGACUGUUUGCCUGUGUAACCACCUCACCCACUUUGGAGUCCUGAUGGACCUUCAGGGAACUGCCUCACAGAUAGAAACGAGAAAUACUAAAGUCCUCACCUUCAUAACCUAUAUUGGAUGUGGAAUAUCUGCUAUUUGUUCAGCAGCAACUCUCCUGACAUAUGUUGCUUUUGAAAAAUUGCGAAGGGAUUAUCCCUCCAAAAUCUUGAUGAACCUGAGCACGGCCCUGCUGUUCCUGAACCUCAUCUUCCUCUUGGAUGGCUGGAUCACCUCGUUCAACGUGGAGGGACUUUGCACUGCUGUCGCAGCCUUGUUGCAUUUUUUCCUUCUAGCAACAUUUACCUGGAUGGGGCUAGAAGCGAUUCACAUGUACAUUGCUCUGGUUAAAGUUUUUAACACUUACAUUCGCCGAUACAUACUAAAAUUCUGCAUCAUUGGCUGGGGUUUACCUGCUUUGGUGGUGUCAGUUGUUCUCGCAAGCAGAAACCAAAAUGAAGUCUAUGGAAAAGAAAGUUAUGGAAAAGAGCAAGGUGAUGAAUUCUGUUGGAUUCAGGAUCCAGUCAUAUUUUAUGUGACCUGUGCUGGAUAUUUCGGAGUCAUGUUUUUCCUGAAUGUUGCCAUGUUCAUCGUGGUAAUGGUGCAGAUCUGUGGGAGGAAUGGCAAGAGAAGCAAUCGGACCCUGAGAGAAGAGGUUUUGAGGAACCUGCGCAGUGUGGUUAGCCUGACGUUUCUGCUGGGCAUGACGUGGGGUUUUGCUUUCUUUGCCUGGGGACCCUUAAAUGUGCCUUUCAUGUACCUCUUCUCCAUCUUCAAUUCAUUGCAAGGCUUAUUUAUAUUUAUCUUCCAUUGUGCUAUGAAAGAGAAUGUUCAGAAACAGUGGAGGCGACAUCUCUGCUGUGGGAGAUUUCGGUUAGCGGACAACUCAGAUUGGAGUAAAACAGCUACUAAUAUCAUCAAGAAAAGUUCUGACAAUCUAGGAAAAUCUUUGUCUUCAAGCUCUAUUGGUUCCAGUUCAACCUACCUUACAUCCAAAUCUAAAUCCAGUUCUACCACCUAUUUCAAGAGGAAUAGCCACACUGACAGUGCAUCCAUGGAUAAGUCCUCAUCAAAACUGACCCAUGUUGAUGGAGAACAAACAUCAAUCAUCCCUGUCCAUCAGGUCAUUGAUAAGGUCAAGGAUUAUUGCAAUGCUCAUUCAGAUAACUUCUAUAAAAAUAUUAUCAUGUCAGAUACCUUCAGCCACAGCACAAAGUUUUAA
Molecule: messenger RNA, 3729 nt
Organism: Orycteropus afer afer
Lineage: Eukaryota; Metazoa; Chordata; Mammalia; Tubulidentata; Orycteropodidae
Source: RefSeq, a predicted model, not a curated record